Molecule: messenger RNA, 1498 nt
Organism: Thlaspi arvense
Lineage: Eukaryota; Viridiplantae; Streptophyta; Magnoliopsida; Brassicales; Brassicaceae
Source: the annotation of a GenBank genome assembly
CAAAAACCUAGAUAUUAACAGAAACAUUUUGCAUAAUUAAGGAAAUUAAUAUAUUUUGUUAAGCCUUAAUCUGAUUAUUAGCCAUAUAUAUUUAGAUAGAUGCUAUACAUAAAAAGAGAAAGAGCAUUAAAAAGGAAAAAUCUUAGCAUCAUUCAUCUCUAAUAGACUAACACAGUGGGAAUAAAAAAAGAGUUAAACAAUAUCAGUAGAUUAUAAAAUAAAACCCAUCAUUAUUGUAUAGGCCAUUUUUCUCUUCUUACCACUUUAACCUAUAAAAAAGAACAAAAAAAGGAGGAAAAAUACUUAUCGAGUGAAAAUGGGAACUGCGACGUCGUCGAUGGUGGCAAAGCUAGCAUUCUUCCCACCAACUCCGCCGUCGUACACGGUGGUUAUGGAGGAAUCGACGGGGAAGAUGAGGUUAUCGACGGACAAGAUGCGUCACCGGAAAGAUGAGGAAAUCGAAGUGGUGAGGAUAAAGACGAAAAGAGGGAAUGAGAUCGUGGCGAUGUAUGUGAAGAAUCCAAUGGCUAAACUCACCGUUUUGUAUUCCCACGGCAACGCAGCCGAUUUAGGUCACAUGUUCCUCAUCUUCAACGAACUAAGUCACCAUCUCAAUGUCAAUCUCAUGGGAUACGAUUAUUCAGGAUAUGGGAAAUCUUCUGGUAAGCCAAGCGAGCAAGAGACGUACGCAGACAUAGAAGCAGCUUACAAUUGGCUAAGAGAAACGUACGGUAUAAACGAUGAACGUAUCAUUUUAUACGGACAAUCUGUGGGAAGUGGACCGUCGCUUGAGCUUGCUUCUCGUCUUCCACGUCUUCGAGGACUUGUUCUUCACAGUCCUUUCUUGUCCGGUCUACGUGUCAUGUACCCUGCUGUCAAGCACUCCUUCUGGUUCGACAUUUUCAAGAACAUUGACAAAAUACAACUCGUGGACUGUCCCGUUCUUGUGAUUCAUGGAACAAAUGACGACGUGGUGGAUAUUUCACAUGGAAAGCAACUGUGGGAGCUAUGUAAAGAAAAAUACGAACCCUUAUGGCUUAAUGAAGGAAAGCAUUGUAAUCUUGAGAUGUUCCCUGAGUACUUACCUCACUUAAGAAAGUUCAUAGCUGCCAUUGAGAAGCUUCCAGUUCCAAAAUUCCGAAACCAUUCAUCGGCUGAUGAUCAAAAGAAAGAGAAACAACAAUUGAAUUCGAAUUCGAAGAAGAGGAGUAGUUGGAUUGGAUCUAGACAUAGCACCGAAUGUGUUACUUCUGGAGACAAAUCAAGAAAGAUUAGUAUCGGUAAUCGGUUUGGGAAGGCGAGAAACAGCACGGAUAGCUUCGAUCGGCCAAGGAAUAGCUUUGACAGGUUGGGUGAAAUGGUGAGAUCAGUUCGGUUGUGUAAUAUUGAUUGUGUGAAGAAUUCAGUUGCAAAGGUUUGAAAAUCAAAUGAAAUUUUUUUUUUCUGGUUCUUUGGUUAUAUUCUUUGGAAAAGAGGUAGAACAUAUUUAAUCCAAUAA